Molecule: messenger RNA, 1881 nt
Organism: Alternaria infectoria
Lineage: Eukaryota; Fungi; Ascomycota; Dothideomycetes; Pleosporales; Pleosporaceae
Exons: 7
Coding region: 1-1881 (626 amino acids)
Biological process (GO): transmembrane transport; fumarate transport; succinate transport
Molecular function (GO): actin binding
Source: RefSeq, a predicted model, not a curated record
AUGUCUGCGAAAUCAGUACAAGGGCCUGGCGGCAAGAAGCCCGCGUCGGCGGCCACAAACUUGAUCGCCGGUGGUGGUGCUGGAAUGAUGGAGGCACUCGCAUGUCAUCCUCUCGAUACGAUCAAAGUCCGCAUGCAACUAUCAAGACGAGCUCGCGCUCCAGGAGCAAAGAAGCGCGGGUUCAUUACGACCGGAACUGAGAUCGUGAAGAGAGAGACAGCAUUAGGUCUAUAUAAGGGAUUAGGCGCCGUUCUCACAGGCAUCGUCCCGAAGAUGGCCAUACGCUUCACAAGUUACGAGUGGUAUAAGCAGAUGUUAGCGGACAAAGAGGGCAAUGUCGCGUCAAAGUCUACAUUUAUGGCUGGUCUUGCGGCUGGUGUCACGGAGGCCGUUCUCGUCGUCACACCUAUGGAGGUCGUCAAGAUCCGUCUUCAAGCGCAGCACCACUCGAUGGCCGAUCCGCUCGAUAUACCCAAGUACCGAAACGCCGCGCAUGCCAUGUAUACUGUCAUCAAGGAAGAAGGUGCAGGCGCAUUAUGGCGUGGUGUCUCGCUCACAGCGUUGCGCCAGGGAACAAACCAAGCAGCAAACUUCACCGCGUACUCGGAACUCAGAGCACAAUUACAGAAGUACCAUGGCACAACAGAUUUGCCGGGCUACGAGACGAGUUUGAUCGGUCUGAUCAGUGGUGCUGUUGGUCCGUUUACGAACGCGCCGAUCGACACUAUCAAGACGAGGCUGCAGAAGACGCCUGCGGAGGCAGGUCAAACUGCUAUCCAGAGGAUAGUAAAUAUCGGAAACGACAUGUGGAAGCAGGAAGGUAUCCGCAGUUUCUACAAAGGUAUCACGCCGCGUGUGAUGCGAGUAGCCCCCGGCCAAGCUGUCACAUUUACCGUGUACGAAUAUCUGAAGGCUUCCCAGGAGCUCAAAUCCGCCGUCGGCAGCCUCAUAACCUCAAGCUCGCAACGCGGAAUCCUAGCCACAAUCCAAAACGAGACCAUCAUCCCUAGCGACACCAUAUCCUCGUCAGCAUCGACUUUCCUCGCCGACCUCUCCAAUCUCCAAUCCCACAUCCAGCCCAAUGCCGCACUCUACCUUCUCCUUCGCCGCGCCGACUCGCUCUCCUCCCCCGACAAAUCCCUCGUAGCCGUAACAUACGUACCCAAUGCCGCGCCGGUACGCCAGAAAAUGCUUUUUGCAUCCACGCGCCUCACUCUCGUGCGUGAACUAGGCGGAGAGCAUUUCAGCGAGAGUGUCUUCACAACCGAAGCAUCAGAGCUCACACCGGAGGGCUGGGAGAAACACAUUGCGCAUACAGCGUCUGACAACCCACUGACAGCGGAGGAACAAUCGCUGCAGGAUAUCAAGGCUGCCGAGGCCCUGGAGAGUAGAGGCACACGCGGCCAGGGUCUGGCCCAAGGAGGCAGGAUCGCUAUUCGGGCUGAUGAUGAGAUUGGCGGUGCGUUGAAGAAGUUGGGACAGGGUGGAACGGAUAACCUCGUGCAGUUGCGCAUGGACGGCGCCUCGGAGACGCUUCAGCUUGUGUCUUCUUCGUCAGCGACGCCUUCGACCCUCUCCCGCGCUAUCGAUGCUAAGGAGCCGCGGUACUCGUUCUACCGUCAUGAUGACGCUGCUGCGAGUAUCGUGUUCAUCUCGACGUGUCCGAGCGGAGCGAAGAUUAGGGAGAGGAUGCUGUAUGCAGCGAGUAGGGGCAAUGUGGUCAGUCUGGCGCAGAACGAUGGUGGGCUCAAGGUGGAGAAGAAGAUUGAGGCAACGGACCCGGAUGAGAUCACUGAGCAGGUUAUCCUGGACGAGUUUAAGGUGGAGAAGAAGGAGGAGAGCAAGGGAUUUGCGAAGCCGAAGAGGCCUGGACGGCGGUAG